AUGUUUUCAAAGUUAAGAGGUAAAGAUUCUAAAACCGAGACUAAGAAGGAACAGAAAGUUUUGGGAGAAAAGUUAUACCUUCCAUUAACUAAGGCUUCUUCUAAAUGUACAAUUCCUGAAGCGAUCGGGCUUAACGGUGAAGAACAAGAAAAAUAUGAUAAAGUUUUGAAAUAUUUCCAGCAGGAAGACUUCAAGGUCGCUGUGAGUGAAGCUAACCAGAAGGAUAAGGAUAGUUCCAAGUACAAGGAAUUGAGCGAGUCGGAAAAAGCGUGGUUGACGAGAGAAUGCUUUCUCCGGUAUUUGCGGGCCACCAAAUGGCACUAUGAAGAUACUAUUAGCCGGAUUGAGCUUACUCUUGCGUGGAGACGUGAGUUUGGUAUUGCUGGGUGCUACGACUCGGAAAACGAGGUUAAUGGGAAAUUGUGCUCUCCAGAGAACGAAACGGGGAAGGAAGUUAUCUUGGGAUAUGAUAACGAUACCAGACCGUGUUUAUAUUUGAAGCCGGGACGUCAAAAUACAAAGACGUCCUUGAGACAGGUUCAGCACAUGGUAUACAUGUUAGAAAGAGUUAUAGAUUACAUGCCUUCGGGCCAGGAUUCGUUGGCGUUGUUGAUAGACUUCAAGGCCUCGCCUCUUGGUACCGAAGGAGGAAAGAUUCCACCGGUGGGUACGGGGAGACAGGUGUUGCAUAUCUUACAAACACAUUAUCCAGAGAGAUUGGGUAAGGCAUUGUUGACCAAUAUUCCAUGGUUGGGAUGGACGUUCUUGAAGAUUAUACAUCCAUUUAUCGAUCCAUUAACGAGAGAAAAAUUGGUUUUCGAUCAGCCUUUCCCAGAGUAUGUUCCAAUAGAGCAGUUGGAUAAGGAUUUUGGAGGUGACCUUAAUUUCGAAUACGACCACGAGAAAUACUGGCCUGAAAUGAUCAAAAUUGCUGAAAGUAAUAAGCAAAAGUACAUGAAGAGAUUCGAAAAUUUUGGUUCCAAGAUCGGUUUAUCAGAAUAUGAUUUAAGAGGCGAAAGUGAAGAAUUGGUUUAUCCAGUUGCAUAA
Molecule: messenger RNA, 1047 nt
Organism: Debaryomyces hansenii CBS767
Lineage: Eukaryota; Fungi; Ascomycota; Pichiomycetes; Serinales; Debaryomycetaceae
Gene: PDR16
Product: phosphatidylinositol transporter
Exons: 1
Coding region: 1-1047 (348 amino acids)
Molecular function (GO): phosphatidylinositol transfer activity
Source: RefSeq, a predicted model, not a curated record